AUGUUGCUCCGCGUGCUUUCUUUCGCCGCUUUGUGGGCCAUUUCUUGUGCGCUCACAGUGUCCAACAUUGACCUGAUUCGAAAACAGGUGCAUGCACGUGACGUGCCCUAUGGCUCCGUCUUGGACGACACCAUUGCCGCCUUAUCUCUUGAAGAGAAGGACUUUAUUGACCAGCACUUGAACGAGUUGCAGCAGUACAAUGGCACGCUGUGCGAAAAAUGCCACCACAAGGUCAUCUACGCCCAGGACUUGGUCAACGAGAACCCAGACAAACUGCACUUGAUCUCGUUGAUGCUCUACGAGUACUGCUUGGUGCAAAACAAGAACAAGGACACCAAGUGCGAGUUCAUUGACUUUUUCAUCACCACAAACACCUACACCAACCCGGAAAACAAUGCGUUCUCGGGCCCCGCCGGCGGAUUCGAAGGUGCCACCUCCAUCAGCUUCUUCGACAACGACUUCAUCCAGAUGAUCAAGAACUUCAACACCUCGUCGAAGCUCUCGCUUGACUACUACUGCCACUACAAGGGAAGCUACUGCAAGUUGCCCGAGACACCAGACUUGGCGUCCAUUAUAGACUUGGACUCCAUGUGGCCCGCCAAGGAAGAAGAGUAUUUCUCUGAACCUCAGUACAAUGCCACCAGAGAACGCUUCAACGUGUUGCACGUGUCUGACUUCCACAACGAGCUCCGCUACCAGAUUGGCGCAGAAGCAAACUGUUCUCAGGGUCUCUGCUGUCUUCCUGAGUCCUACAACUCUGACUUGACCGAUAAAUCGUACAACUUCACUUCUGUGUACGAGGACGCUGGCGCCUCGGGUGAAUUGGACCUCUCGUUCUACCCACAUGCCCACUACGACGAAAACGACGCUUAUGUUGCCGGCGAAUACUACGAUAUUCCUUUGUACCGCGGCUGGAGUUUUGCAUGGACCCCAGCCUCUACCUUUGGAAACUACGAGUGUGAUCCUCCAGAAGUGUUGUUGAACAACAGUUUGUUGCACAUUGGCGGCACCAUCCCCACCAACAAAUACGAGUUUUCGCUUUUCACCGGUGAUAUCGUGGACCACGACGUUAUUCACUGUGACGCAAACACAACCAAGUUUGCCGAAAUCAGAUCGUACAAGAUCAUGAAGCACUUCUUGAAAGACAUUCCAGUCUACCCAACUUUGGGCAACCACGACACUUUCCCUUACGGCCAGUUGGCCCCUCAAAAAAUCGGCAACGUCUCUUUGAAUGAGUCGGUCUACCACUGGAACGACGAACUUAUGAGCGAACUCUGGACGUCCAACGGCUGGCUUGACGAGUCCGAAAAGGACGAGAUCAAGCAGCACUACUCUGCUUUCACCACCACAACUAAUAGAGGCCUCAAGGUGAUUUCCUUGAACUCCAACUGCUACUACCAGAAAAACUUGUAUGCCUACAUCAACAUGGAGGCCGAGCCCGAUCUUUUCGGCCAAUGGCAGUACUUGAUUGAUGAGUUGGUGGAGUCAGAGAAGAACGGCCAGAGAGUGUGGAUCUUGGCUCACAUUCCCGCAGGUGACCAGGAUGCUUUGCCAAUCCAAUCGGACAUUUUCGCCAAAAUUGUCGAAAGAUUCUCGCCUUAUACCAUCGCUAACAUUUUCUACGGCCACACACACAAGGACCAGUUCAAAGUGUUGUACGACAGCAACCUGAACCCAAUUAACAUGGCUUGGGUGUCUCAGGCCAUUACGCCAUUGGGUCCCGCCAAUCCUUCCUGGAGAUACUACGAGGUGGAGGAUGAGUCGUUCAAUAUCAUGAACGCCUACAACUAUUACUCCCCACUUAAUGAGACAUGGGUCAGUGCUUCUGCCGAGCCCAAGUGGCUCUAUGAGUACGACCCUAGAACCACGUACGACACCGAAGGCAAAUGGCCAGGGUCUUCUCCUUUGAACGCCUCUUUCUGGGACCAGUUUGUUGUGCAGCGCUUGAAGGACCAGCUGGACAUCGAGUUCAACCAGUUGUACACGAACUUGCUCUACAGAAACAAUCCGUACGUUCCAAGUUGUGCCAACAACUCGAAAAUCACAGACGACUGCUACACGAGCAACUACUGUGACAUUAUUGGCUUCAAAGUCGACGACUACAACAAGUGUGUGCAAUAG
Clavispora lusitaniae ATCC 42720 is the source of this 2121-nucleotide messenger RNA. Its product is annotated as PPN1 endopolyphosphatase family protein. Gene Ontology annotation, molecular function: phosphoric diester hydrolase activity. NCBI's taxonomy places the organism in Eukaryota, Fungi, Ascomycota, Pichiomycetes, Serinales, Metschnikowiaceae. The record is from RefSeq and is a predicted model, not a curated record.